This is a messenger RNA of Plasmodium malariae, 4440 nucleotides long. RefSeq names its product zinc finger transcription factor, putative (gene KROX1). Gene Ontology annotation, cellular component: nucleus. Gene Ontology annotation, molecular function: DNA-binding transcription factor activity, RNA polymerase II-specific; RNA polymerase II transcription regulatory region sequence-specific DNA binding. NCBI's taxonomy places the organism in Eukaryota, Apicomplexa, Aconoidasida, Haemosporida, Plasmodiidae. The coding region runs from base 1 to 4440 and encodes 1479 amino acids. The transcript is spliced from 2 exons. Gene Ontology annotation, biological process: regulation of transcription by RNA polymerase II. The record is from RefSeq and is a predicted model, not a curated record.
AUGACCGCAAAUUUAAAGAAAAAAACAGUCUUAUACUUUUUAGAUGAAAAUUUAAAUGAUAAUAUUUAUAGUGAAAGUGAAAAGGUUUUUUUAAAGAACAAUGUAAAUUGGAACAAAAUAAAUAUAUUGAGUAAUUCAAACAAUAAAGAACAGGAAAAGAAUAAGAUGAUAGAGGUAAGAAAAGACUACAUUGUUGAUAAUAGCAAUAAUGAUAUCAUAAGUAAUAAUAAAAGUUUUACAAAAAUUAAACACUAUGAUUUGCGGAAUAAUAACUCAGCUAUUAAUGUAAACAAAGUUAUAAGUGAAAGUACCUUAAGGAAAAGAAAAUACGAGAGCUUGGCAGGGGAAUAUGAAAAAAGAAAAAAGAAUUCAUUACUAUCAUCAUUAUCAUCACCAUCAAAUGAUUUUGACGAUGAUGACGUUUCCUAUCUAAGUAUAGAUAGAGAAAACAUUACACACAAGUGCGAUUUGGAAAAUGCUGAGAAGCGUAAAAACGUAUAUUUAAAUUAUCGUGGUAGGGAAAAUGAAUUUAAUUGGGGGGAAUAUUUUAAAGAGAAUAAUAGAAUUUUAAGCAAUACAGAAAUGGACAAGGAUGAUGUAGGUUGUGGCAACAUGAACAGUGGAAAAAGUAGUAGUAAUAAUGAAAACAGUGAGAAUAAUAGUAACGAAAAUAGCACUAGUAAGAGUACAAAUAAUAAGGUGGAAAAAAUAAAAAUUGGCAAUAUUUAUGGCUCAUUUAUGGAAGACAUAAAAGAUUCAUUUAUUUUGACAAAAAAUAUGAAGAAGAGUUUUAAAUGUUUUAUUGAAAAGAAAAAUAAAAAAGAAAAGAAAAAAAAAUAUUUAAUAAAUUUCCAUUCCUCAAAUUCGGAUAAUAAUGAUAACGGAGGUUAUAAAGAAUAUGGUAUAUUAUGCACUGAUGAAAUAAAAACAAAUAAUUUAAAAGUAGGAAAAAGACUUCCGUCUAAUAAUUCUUUAAAAAAUUUCUCAAGCAAUAUUACUUCUACUUCUACGAAGGUUUCCAUUUUACACAAGGAUAUAUAUACUUAUUUCCAAAAGAAGAAUGAACAAUGUGUUAAUAAGAAUAAUGUAGUGGAAGAUUAUGAAUUAAAAUAUAGUAUUAGUAAUAUAUAUAAAAAAGGAGAAAAUUAUAUAUUAGAAGAUACCCAAAGAUAUGGAGAAGGUAGAAUUAUUGAUAAGAGCUUGAAUGAUAUUUAUGCAGAUAUGCAAUCAUUUGAAAAUGAAGCUCAGUUUUUUACUCCGGAUCCUGUGAGCGAUUAUAAGAGCCAAGUAGACACAGAAGUAUUAGAAGAUGGGAAUGUAGCCAAAAAUAGUAUUUCUAAAAGAGGCAAAGGUUCUUAUAAAGGUAAAAGGGGCACACAGAGGGACAAAUUAGUUCUCUUCGAAAAUUUGGCAAAUAAAGAAAAGAAAUUAGAGGUAGAAAUGGAUGAAGAAAAAGAAAAGGAAGAAUCACAUAACAACGAUAGGUGCAGUUCAAAUUAUUACUUAUAUAUUGAAAAUACACAAAAUGUUUCAAUAAAUAACAAUCGAAAUGAACAUGAUAAUUUUCAAGAAAUUAAUAAUCCUCUAGUUACAGAGAGCUCUUCUAAUGUGUAUAAAGGGAAUGAAAAAAGUGAGAACAAUGGUGUAGGUAUAAUAAGGAGAGAAAGAAGAAUAGUUAAUAGAAAUAAUAAAUUAAUAAACAAAGAAAAUCCAGUACCAACUGAAAAGAAGACAACAACCGUCAAAAAUGUAAUAAAAGGUGUAGAGGGAAAACAAAUGAAUAAAGAAAAUACGCAGAUUGAAAGAAAUAGAAUCAAACAGGAACGGUGUGAAGAUCUAAUAAGCAAAGACUAUAUGCCCCAAAGAAAUGGUGAUGAAAAUAGAAAAGUGAAAGGUGAAAUGAAUAGUCCACCUAGAAUUAAGAUGGAAAUAGAGGAAAACAAAACAACUUCGCAGACGCACUUUGAUGAACGGGACAGGAGCAGGCGGGAGCACGUAGAGGGAGGUACCUUGAAAGGUGCAUCUCAAAAUGUACCUCAAGAUGUAUCUCAAAAUGUACCUCAAGAUGUAUCUCAAAAUGUACCUCAAGAUGUAUCUCAAAAUGUACCUCAAGAUGUAUCUCAAAAUGUACCUAAAGAUGUAUCUCAAAAUAUACCUCAGGAUAUAUCUCAAAAUGUACCUCAAGAUGUAUCUCAAAAUGUACCUAAAGAUGUAUCUCAAAAUAUACCUCAGGAUAUAUCUCAAAAUGUACCUCAAGAUGUAUCUCAAAAUGUACCUAAAGAUGUAUCUCAAAAUAUACCUCAGGAUAUAUCUCAAAAUGUACCUCAAGAUGUAUCUCAAAAUGUACCUAGAGAUGUACCUGAAGAUGCAGCACAACGUAUAGCUCAGAGUGAAACCCGAAAUGUAUCCUUUAACAGGCGUAGCGAUAGAUUGGCUGAUGCUAAAAUGAAGUCAAAAAAGAGAAGCAUUUUUUAUGAAAAUGUGUCAAGUAAAAUUUCCAAAAUUUUCUUUUUUACGUCAAAAAAAUCUAGUGGUGAUUCUGAUGAUAAUUUAGAAAAUGAAAAAGAAAUAUCAAGUGAAAAGUCUGUUGUAGAUAAGGAAAUGGCAAGAGAAAAAUCUGUUGUAGAUAGGGAAAUGGCAAGAGAAAAAUCUGUUGUAGAUAGGGAAAUGUUAAACGAACAGUUUACUAUAGACAAGGAGAGGGCACGUGAAAAAUCCACUGUAGGCAAAAAACGUAUUGCAGAUGAAAAAGAGGGUGAAUGUACAACUAACAGGGAGAUCUCAGUAAAAGAACAAUUAAUAGAGAAAAAUUAUGCGAACAAACUAUUGGACAUAGGUGAAGACAGUAGUGAAAUAAAAAAAAGGAACUCAUCAAAUGGUAAGAUUGAUGACAAUAAUGCUAAUUCGGAUAGAAGUUCGGAGAAGGAAGAUGAUACACAUAUUGAUAAUAUUCAAAUUGGUGAAAAUAUUGAUGGAGAAAAUGAAGACAAUAAAAUGGAAGGAAAUCAACGGGAAAACGAAAACUCCGAGGAGAAAGAAAAGGAUAACAAAGAUUCUAAUAAAACAAUAACUAGUGUAAAAAAAGAAAAUAACAGUAGAAAUAAUGUGGAUGUAGAAUUACGAACAUGUAAUAUUUGUAAUAUGGUAUUUGCAAAUAACAAAUUAAUGCAAAGACAUGUGAUGAGCGUACAUUCGAAUGAAAGACCAUAUGAAUGUGAAAUUUGUCUAAAGAGAUAUAAAAGAGCAGAUCAUUUAAAACUACAUAGAAUGAAACAUGAUAUAAACAAAGAAGAAAAGAAGUUUCAGUGCUCAAUAUGUCAGCUUAUUUUCAAAACAUCAAGGCAGUCUUAUAAUUGUAAACUCAAGCAUUUGAAAGAUUCAAAAAAUAAUUGUUCAAAUAUGUCCUCGAUAGAUAUAGAAAAGUUAACUGAGAAUAUUUUACCUUUGAAUAAUGAUUCAUUCGAAAAAAGGGGUAACGAAAUUACUGAUAUGGCUGAGAGUAGUGGUGAAGGAGAUGUUGAGAAGGGAAAUAAUGUAGAAGGUGGGAAAACAAAUAAUAAAGUAAAUAAUAAAAGUAGUAGAGAAAAGGAAGGGGAAAAAAGCGGGGAGUUGCAAUGCAGUAACAAUGAAAAUAACAUGAAUAACGAAUUAGAAAAUAUAGAAGAGCGAAAUACAGGACAAACAGAUAGCGACACAUUGAUUGAAAAAAAUGUAAUUAAAAAAGAAACUCUUUCACCCAGUAGCAUUUCAAUAGAAAUAAGAACAUGUAAUGUAUGCAAUAUGGUAUUUGCAAAUAAGAAAUUAAUGAAAAGACAUUUAAUGUGUGUACAUUCAGAUUCUCGACCUUAUAAAUGUGAGUUAUGCAUAAAGACAUAUAAAAGAUCAGAUCAUUUGAAAAAACAUAUUUUAACACAUAAAGAUAAUAAAGAAAAAGUAAAAUAUAAUUGUUUAAUUUGUCAGUUAAGUUUUGAUACACCAAAAGAAUUGAGAACUCAUAAAAUUAGACAUUAUACAUGUCCAUAUGAAAAUUGUUCUUACUCCUAUUCUACUAUUUCAAAAAUGAAAUAUCAUUUAAAUAAGCAUAAGUGUAACCUUUUUUAUUCUUGUCCAGCGUGUGAAAAGAAAUUUCUUAUAUAUAAAGAAUUCAUACAGCAUAAAAGAAAUUGUUUUAAAAAAAAAUAUGUUUGUUUACAAUGUAAUAAAAUAUAUCUACACAUUAAUGGUUAUAAUAAACAUGUUAAAAAGGUACAUUUAAAUAUUUGUCAGAAUUAUAAAUGCACAAUAAAUAAUUGUAGCAAAGAAUUUUCGUCCGAAUUUAGUUUAAAGGAACAUGUAAUUAACUUCCAUCAUCAUGUUAAGAGAUUUUUUUGCUCCAAGUGUAAUAUGUCUUUUGGAUAUAGGAGUUCAUUUAGAAGACAUAACAUUUAUAUUCAUUCGUAA